ACUGACACUUAUUCAACACUGCCACCUUAAGCAGAUUACUUUUGCGCUGCCUGUGUCAAAUACGUAGUUCACUUUGCCUCUCCAUCAUGUUUAGGAUGCUGAAACAUCACCUUCACCCGGGCUUUUUUCUCUUGUUCAUAUGGCUUUGUCAUCUCAUGGAACAUCAAAAAGUUCAAGCUGGGAACUGCUGGUUGCAGCAGGGGAAGAACGGGAGGUGCCAGGUGCUGUACAUGCCCGGGAUGAGCAGGGAGGAGUGCUGUCGGAGUGGAAGACUGGGGACGUCCUGGACCGAGGAGGACGUCCCUAACAGCACGCUCUUUAAGUGGAUGAUCUUCAAUGGCGGAGCUCCCAAUUGCAUACCUUGCAAAGAAACCUGCGAUAAUGUUGACUGUGGGGCAGGAAAGAGGUGCAAGAUGAACAGAAGAAGCAAGCCGCGCUGCGUGUGUGCGCCAGACUGCUCCAACAUCACAUGGAAAGGACCGGUUUGCGGCUCCGACGGAAAAACCUACAAAGACGAAUGCGCACUGCUCAAGGCAAAAUGCAAAGGCCACCCCGAUCUGGACGUGCAGUACCAGGGAAAGUGCAAGAAAACGUGCCGUGACGUCAUGUGCCCCGGCAGUUCCACAUGCGUCGUGGACCAGACAAACAACGCGUAUUGUGUGACGUGUAAUCGGAUUUGCCCCGAGGUGACGUCGCCCGAGCAGUACCUGUGUGGAAACGACGGGAUCGUCUAUGCCAGCGCGUGUCACCUGAGACGAGCUACCUGUCUGCUGGGCAGGUCCAUUGGAGUGGCAUAUGAGGGAAAAUGCAUCAAGGCCAAGUCUUGUGAGGACAUCCAGUGCAGCGCAGGGAAAAAGUGUCUUUGGGAUGCUCGGAUGAGCCGGGGGCGCUGCUCGCUGUGUGAUGAGACCUGUCCGGAGAGCAGGACAGAUGAGGCGGUGUGUGCCAGCGACAACACCACCUAUCCCAGUGAAUGUGCCAUGAAGCAAGCUGCUUGUUCAAUGGGGGUGCUGCUGGAAGUCAAGCACUCAGGAUCUUGCAACUGUAAGUAAAUAACAAGCAAAGUUUGAAAAAAAGAAAAGAAACAAAACACCCUCCUCCCUCUCCAGCAAAAGACAAUAUUCCAUGUUGCUUCCCCAACAAAAACCUCCCCUGAAAGUGCCCCCCAUUCCAACUUUUCCCAAACUCUUACCCCAGCCACAUCACCAAGUACAGCUUAAGCAAGCAGAAAGGACUUGGGAAUAGAAGAACUUGCAUGACGUUGUCUUUGUCGCUGGCUUUUGUUCUUGUGUUCUUGUUUUUACUUUCAAUUUUACGUUUUCUCAAUUAUUCUACAAAACUAAAAAACAGAGAGCUGAAUGAAAAAGCAUAACUAUAUAUCAGCACUCUUUGUAUGGGUCUUGAAAAAGCUAACUCCUUUAAACUAACAAGCAAAUUAUAAGACUCAUUUUGUUUGCAGUGGAACAAUCCUGAUACUUAACGUCUAGUUAUCUUUAUGGUUAUGCUAGUGACCUGCAGGAGCAGGUUGAGAGAAACCUGAUGCAGUUUUUUUUUAAAUCAGUAAUAUUUUUUUAAUGCAAGUGGUCAUUUCUUUACAGCUUGUAAAUUCCAUGGUCACUUUGCUAAUUUCAAGGUAUUUGUGUUUUGUAUUAUUUUUUCUUUUUGUUGCUUUUGGCUGUAAUCAAUCAAUUCAAAAUGCACUGCCUCCUGUGACAUACACCACACUGCCAACAUCUCAAUAGGAACAGAAUACUAUUAAAUCAUAUGAUGUGCAUAAGGUGAUUGUAACAUUGGUGCCAUGUUAGUAAUAAUGACAAGGGAUUUUUAACAUUGAUAUUAAUUUAUCUGUAGACAAGAGUGAGCUCUUCAUGCGCUCACAAAUCUGGAGUUAAACAGUCAAAUUGAACUAUGGCAUCAAGGGAGUAUCACAUUUACAUUCCAAAUUGCUCCUUGUUAGUUUCUUUCUCCUGACUGAGUACCUUACUGUGAUAUGCCUAAGGUAUGCAAUGGAAUCCAAGGGACCAACUUUAUGAUCACCUCAUGAGCUAAAUAUAAAUGUGAUACUUUACAGUGGGCAAAAUAAGCAUCGGUAGCUUAUAGAACCACGCUCUCUUAUUUCUCUUCUCAUCAUAAGAAAAAAGUUAACAUUUACCAGCUAACUUUUAUUGUCUAUGCUGUUUCCAGUGAAUGUAUUGUCUACCAGAAUAUGUAUCAGAAAUGACAAAUCUAUUUGGAUUGAUGAGGGACUGCUUGUUUGUUUGUUUUGUGUCACUCUUUCGCUCGCUUUUCUUUUUUUAAUCUACGUGUCAGAUGUAAAUCUCUUCUGUAAAAAGAAAAGAAAAUACCUCAGAACUGUGUUGAUGAUCUCUGACCUGCUUUCUAAGGCCAGGCUGUGACACAGAUUCCUCCAUCCCUGUAUGUUUGAGCCACAAAGUAAUAGUCUGAGCAAAGAAAACUAGCAAAUCCGAGAACACAAGAGUACUUUUCUGUGUUGUGUGUCUGCUUUCAGGAAUCUGCCCAAAAGAGACCUGAGCCACAGGAACAAAAAGCCCUAGUGCCCCCAUCCCUGAAACCAGCCCCCUUGUAACCCCCAUCACCCAUCUCACAUGCACCCUUCUCUCCAUCAUCCCAUUUUAUUCUCUUGUUGCAGUCCUGACUUGCUAGAUUAUGCAAUUGAAGAUUGCAUAUUUGAGUAUGCCCGACUAAUUGUUUAAGUCAUUCAGACCCGUCCACAGAGAUGCAAACACACAAACAUUAACACUUACACACACAAUAAUCAACAAAAGGGAGGCUGUGUGCGAGGGGCUUUGCUGUGAGUUUUUUUUAAGAACAUACAGUGAUAUUCUGCGCUGUUUUGGUCCCUAUUCAUACAAAAGCUACCAUAUAUUCUCCCAUAUAGCCAUUACAGAAGACCAGGAGGAGGAUGAGGAAGAUGAGGACUCAGACUACAUGGCCUAUGUCCAUAUAUCUUCUAUACUGGAUGGAUAGGCCCCCAUCACUAGGGGAACAGUCCUAGGGCAAGGAAUCAUGUCCAUACUGUACAUUAUGUGUAUGCUUAUUUAUUUUUUAAAGAAAAAGGAAGUAUACAUAUAGUUCAGUCUGCUAGAUGUUUAUUUAUACUUUUAUGUGUUUUAUAAUUUAUACAUUUACAAUGUCAGGCUUACUAUCUACCAUGAUAUAUUGUGUUACCACUCAUUUCCCCCUUUUUGUUGUUGUCCCUUUUACUUUUUUUAUCAUGAAGAAAUAUAUUUGUCCAAAGAGAAGCAGUGUUAUUUAUUUGUCAUGUUACCGUGUAAGUAUAAGUCCUCUACAAGCUGUAAAUUGCAUUCCCUGAGCUGUAAAAAUCUGCUUGUUUCUGUCAAAUCUCUAUCACAGAUGUUUAUGUCACACAUACGUAAAUGCAUGUUUAGGCUGUGUGUUUAUUUAUUGGGAAUAUAUCGAUCAUUUUAUGUACAGAAGUGUUUCUGGUUUGUUUACAACUCAUAAUAACUGACCAAAGGGAUUAUCUCAAUGGUGUUGCAAAAGAGCAUUGUAAAGAUUGCAACACAGUUGUGGUGAAAUGGAAAGAAAAAAAAAGAGCCAUUUGUUUUUGUUUUUCCUAUUUUUCUGGUUAAUCUUAAAUGUUUGCCCUUUAGAUUCAUUUCCACAUGGAGAUGACAACUUUAGAAAUUAUAGCAUUUAUUUUGUCUCACUACAUUAGAGCAGAGGUAAGUUUUGGAAGAUACUUGAUCAUUUUGGAAACAAUGUGCCAUUAACAUAACAUGUGCUGUCUUCUUGCCAAUGUGCUCCAUAUUGCUCUUGCAGAGCUAAAAUAGGACUAACAUACUGCAGUACUCAAGACUAUAUCAGACUCAAUCACUUGGUUUAUUUUUGUUUGUUUUUUCUCUGUUUUUCUCAUAGUGCAUUGUAAUUUUCAAACAUCACAAGAGAAAUACAAAAUUCUGUUAUGAAUAUAUAGUUUUGUAUUUUUUAUGUAAAUGUCAUAUGUACAUAAAAAGUUUGAUGGUAUUUGUACAGAUAUGAAGAGUGAAACAAUUAAAGUUUUUUUUCCUUAUA
Molecule: messenger RNA, 4056 nt
Organism: Eleginops maclovinus (Patagonian blennie)
Lineage: Eukaryota; Metazoa; Chordata; Actinopteri; Perciformes; Eleginopidae
Gene: fsta
Product: follistatin a
Exons: 5
Coding region: 87-1052 (321 amino acids)
Biological process (GO): cell differentiation; multicellular organism development
Molecular function (GO): protein binding
Source: RefSeq, a predicted model, not a curated record